This is a messenger RNA of Aspergillus vadensis CBS 113365, 1931 nucleotides long. RefSeq names its product glycosyltransferase family 69 protein. NCBI's taxonomy places the organism in Eukaryota, Fungi, Ascomycota, Eurotiomycetes, Eurotiales, Aspergillaceae. The transcript has a single exon. The record is from RefSeq and is a predicted model, not a curated record. Bases 339 to 1691 code for a protein of 450 amino acids.
AUUCCUCGGUCGUGCAGCUACUAAUUUAGCUUGAUAGAGAGAGAAAUUAAUAGAGAGAAGGCGCCAUCACCCAAAGCUUAACGAACGGAUCAAAUCAUUCCCACCGAACUAUCUACUAGUCAGCAUUGGGCGCCCCACUGCUGAUAUGGAAGAAGUUAGGAAGAACCUUCACAUCGCCGAAGCUUUUUUGCGAGUAUUUAUCUCCGCUUGCCCCUCUUGACCUCUCUUCAGCUGCUUAUCCCCCUCCCCCUUUUAUCGCCUACAAUAUGCGUCGCAUCGCUACUGUCGCUCGUUGAUUUCGCAUCUCCGCCUUGGAUGGUUCCUGCAUCACAUCCAACAUGAAUUUUAAUGUCCGACAGGUGCAGACGCAGCUCUUCCGGCUGACCGUCUCCACCGCUUCCCUCUGUUUCCUGCUCUUCCUCUACAUCUCCUUUGAGUGGUCGCCAUCUGCCUCCGCUGGAUUCAGCGCAUCGAGUUACGAAGAUGAUCUCGAUUCCGCUGUUCCCGCCAUCUCCGCCUGCAAUGGCUUCAACCCCGCGACGGUAGCUGAUGUUCUGGAUGAGACCCUCACCGCCAAACUGCCCAUCAAUGGCAGCGCUGUCGAUGACUUUGUCUGCAGCAUCAUGACUCACGAUAUGAGUCUGUCUGCGAAGCUGGACUGUCCUGCGACCAUCAGCCCGCGCUAUGCCGAUCUCCCGGUUCACGCAUCCAAGAGCCUCCUAUCUAAACCUAAGAUCAAGUAUUUCUUCGCUCUGGAUCUCUAUCAAUCCGCUCACAUUAUGCUUCCCUUGAUGGGCACUAUCGUCGAGACGAUGCGCUUCCUCGGUCCCGAGUAUUGCGCUCUCUCCAUCGUCGAGGGUCGUUCCACCGACGGGACCUAUGAUAUUCUCAAUCGGUUAAAGAGCGAGAUGGCUGCCAUGGGCGUGAGAUACUAUCUUUCCACCAGCGAUCUCAACCCCAAAGCGGUAUGGGAAGACCGUAUCAAGCACCUCUCGACCCUGCGCAACCAGGCUCUCGAGCCGUUAGUCUCUGCCGGAGCGGGAAAAUUCAAGCCGUACGCAGCGGACGCAACGAUCCUGUUCAUCAACGACGUCGUUCUUUGCGUAGAAGAUCUGCUCGAGUUGUUGUAUCAGCACCAGAAGCAGGACGCGCGCAUGACUUGUGCCUUUGACUGGAAUGCCGCCGGUGGGCCAUUCUACGACUCGUGGGUAUCGCGCAGCAUGUCCGGCAAUCUCUUCUUCGAAAUCACUCAUGAUGCACGGUACUGGCUCACCAAGGACAUGUUCUUCGAUGACCAGCCGAAUCAGCAGCGAUAUGCAAGGAAGCUGCCGGUACAGGUCUAUUCGUGCUGGGGUGGCAUGGUCAUCCUGGAUGCGGCGCCCUUUGUUCAAAGAAAGCUUGAGUUCCGCAACCACAAAGACGGCGAGUGCCAUAUGGGCGAGCCCACGUUGCUGGCCAAAGAUAUGUGGGGCCAAGGACUGGGCAAGAUCUUGGCAGUUCCUUCAGUGAAUGUGGCGUAUGAGUACAAAGCAACUCGUGAGGCCAAGAACGGCCAAGGAUACGUGCACAAUGUCCUCGAAAGCGCAGACUACAAAGCGGGCAAGGAAAUGGUUGUAUGGGAGAAGGAGCCACCCGUUCGAAUCAAGUGCAUGCCUUUGUUUAAUCAACAAUCAUGGGUGAAGUCUACAUGAUUAUACCCUUUGUAUUUAUAUCACAUCUCUUUGAAGCCUGGAUAUAGAUAUUACUGAUACCCCUACAUGAGCCAUGCAAUGUCUGAAGUUCCCAUUUCCUCGCAAUUUUUGAUGCAUCAUGGCCCCACUGCCACUCUCAUGCUUGCCCAAUAUCCAGUUCAGCCGGUCACAACCGUUCACUACUUGGAACGGUCGUCUUGUCGCACCGUGACAAUUAAAACGGUGGCUGUAAAAAAAGGG